AUGGCAGGACGAGGGUCCCGCCGCCGCCGCUGUCGUCGCCGCAAGAGCACGAUCAAGCAAGGAGGGAACGGCGACGGCGACGGCGACGCGCGCUGUCCGCCGGACCCCGGAUUCGUUUCCGGGGCAAUGGAGGAGGACACGGAAGGAGCCGCCCCCUGCCCCUCGCACCGCGUGCUCUCCUUCCUGGGCCUGGACGCGACGAAGGAGAGGGGAGCUGAAGGAGGCGCGUCUGGGAAGAUCCGCGAGGGCCCCGCGGCCGUCCCGGCCUCGACGUCGACGAGCAUCCCGCGCGCGUCCGAUCUGGAGACCCUCCUGCGCACGAGGAAGCUGACCCUCAUAUUGGACCUGGACCACACGCUGCUCGACUCCACGGGGCUCGAUGACCGCCUCUCCCCCGUCGAGCAAGCCAACGGGCUCACGCGGCACGCCAAGUCUGACCCCACCGCCGGCCUCUUCCGGUUGGGCUCCGCCCGCGUUCGCAUGCUCACCAAGCUGCGCCCGUUCGCGCGGGGUUUCCUGGAGCAAGCCAGCGCCAUGUUCGAGAUGUGCGUCUACACACUGGGCAACCGGGACUACGCGAGGGCGGUCGUCAAGCUGCUGGACCCGGACGGCGCCUACUUCGGCGGCAGGGUCGUGUCCCGCGACGAGUCCACCAGGCAGGACAGCAAGAGCCUCGACGUCGUCCCGGGCGCCGAGGCCGCCGCGGUGGUGAUCCUCGACGACUCCAGCGACGUCUGGCCGGACCACCAGGAGAACCUGAUCCUGAUGCACCCGUACCUCUACUUCGCCGAUAGCUGCCGGACGUUCGGCUAUGGGGUCCUGACGCGCGUCCACCAGGGGUUCUUCGACUCCGUCCUCCGCGGCCGCUGCUCCGACGUCAGGGAGGUGAUCAGGGCCGUGCGGCGCGAGGUGCUGCGUGGCUGCACGGUGGCGUUCAGCCGGCUCAUUCCGCUCGAGGACGUCUCCGGGGAGCACCCCAUGUUGAAGCUAGCCAAGCAGCUGGGCGCCGUCCACGCAGCCGACGCGGACGCCACGGUCACCCAUGUUGUCGCGCUGGAUCCGCGGACUGACAAGGCGCGUUGGGCACGGGACAACGGCAAGUUUCUGGUCAACCCGAUGUGGAUAAUGGCGGCAAGUUUCCGGUGGUCCCGUCCGUGCGAGCAAGAGUUCUCAUUUCCCAGUCACCCGCGGCCAUGGAUCCUCCUCAUGUAUCCCUGGACAAGCCAAUUUGCUGAAGAUGCAGAUGGGGAUGAGGAAGGUGAAGAUGCAGAUGGAGAUGGCUUUGACAACGGUCCAAUGAGCACCAGCAGCCGCAAGAGGAGGAGCACUACAGAUACAUUGGUCAAGCUGACGAAGGGGCUGACAGAAAGGAGGCACACAAAAUCUUCGCUCCAAGUUCGUUCAAAGAAGACGUAG
Messenger RNA from Miscanthus lutarioriparius, 1416 nucleotides. The record is from the annotation of a GenBank genome assembly. NCBI's taxonomy places the organism in Eukaryota, Viridiplantae, Streptophyta, Magnoliopsida, Poales, Poaceae.